AUGUCAUCCAACAAGGCUCCAGCCACUCCCAAGCGCGUGAAGAUCUUCUUCCAUGGCAGCCCAGUGCUAGAGACUGUGGAUGGCAAGAAGGUUGUUCCAAGCGACCAAACCGAUGGACCAAGCGAUGGCUUGCCAUCGUCGCAAGCAGAGAGAUCGCCUCCUACACAAGCUGGCGCAACCCAUCUUGCCGCAGUUCAGCGUCCUAGAGCAUCGGAAGGGGAACCAUCUUGGCCUGAGUCACAGCAAGUGCGACGGUCAAGUCGAUUAGUGAAUACCACACACCAAGAUCCUGCUCCACCAUCGGCAUCCACUACAUCUCGGCCUCGAACGCACAUUCAGGACCAUCGUCGGACACAAUCAGACAUGGCCUCAUCAUCGCGGAACGAUGGUGGUGAAGCACCACGCAUGCCACACAACGUCCUCAACCGUCAGAACGAACGUCGCUCACAGCCGGCGAUGGGCAGCACCAUCCCAGCGCAGUGGCCCGGUGCCAAUCCACAAGGGCUCAUCCCAGGCAACCCGCUGUUUGCAGCGAACGACCCACGUCGUCAGACCCAGAUGGCGCCAGGCUAUGUCAAUCCGCUCGCCAGCAUGCAACAGUUUCCUCCCCCUCGCCAGCUCCUCCCUUCGGCUGCUGUACCUCUUUCGCAGAUGCCACCUCCUAUGCCUCAGGGCCACCGGCGUCAGACAGUGACUCAGCCGCCGGCACUGCAGCCAGUCAACCGCGGCCCUGCGCAGAGUUCCAGUUACUGGCAAUUACCGGCUUUCGUUCCACCUCCAGAGCAGCCCUCGAGGCCGCAAAGCGUCCGUCGCCAGCCUGUGAUCCAGCGGCCUGUGCAGCAGCCAAGCAACCGUGGUCAUGCGCAGAACAGUCCUUACUGGCAGAUGCCUCCCUUUCCACCACCUUCCCAAGUCGGUAGGAACCCGAGCUCGGCGAGCACAACGACGCAGCCGCCAAAGCAGCAGCAACCGCCACAGUCUAUGCGUAUGCCAGCCACACCUACGCAACCAGAGCAGCGUCGUCCAUCUUCUGCCAACCGUCCUGCCCUACCUCAGCAGCCUGCACAAGCUCCGAUCCCGAGCCAUUGGUACACUGAUGAACUACCACCUGCCUCGCCUCCCAGAGGACGCAGAGCAGCUCCGGCUGGCUUUCGUGCUACGGUGCCGGUCAAUCAGCCACCUACUCAGCAGCAGGAGAAGAAGCAAACGAAACGACUAGUUUCGUAUUCUUCCUCCUCCUCCUCGCUCUCCUCGCUGCCCGACUCUUCGCCGAACCAGCCGGCUUCUUUUGCCACUGCGCCAGCUCCUACUGCUGGACGUGGUGAUCGCUCGGCAAACGCCAGAAAGCGGCCCAGAGCUGCCCUCUUUGACGACAUCUUCGUCAAUCCAGGCGAAGAGGAAACAGCAGCGCCGACCCCUCCUAUUUCCAAGAAACAGAAGAAGGCUGCUGUGCCCCCUACUGCCGGCCCUUCGGUCAGCGUCUUCCCUCCAAUAGCCAGUGGAACUGCUGCAGCUCAAGAAGCAGACGCUCUUCCCUCGUCUUCGAUCCGCCGCAGCACGCGGAUUGCCAGCAGUGGACAGGGCAAGGUAAAGGGCAAGGGAAGUAGCAGCAGUAGCAGCAGUGAUAGCAGCUACAGCGAGGCUUCAAGUACCUCGGAAAGCACAUCGCGAGAAGCUACGAAGAAGAAGGCUGGGAAGACCAGAAGCGGAGCAGAAAGAAGUGCGGCGCCGGAACCGAAGGCGAAGCCGAGGCGCACUCGCGUUGCUGAUCGCUAUGAGAUGGUAGGAGGGCCGGUAGAGCCGGUACUAGCAGCGCCACCGUCGGGAGCGCCGAUGACAGUUCCGAGAGCGGGUGGUGUGUUCGAGCGGCUGCGGCGAAUGAGGGAGGAGCGGGAGAUGGUUGGGCGGAUUGAGCCUGGAGAUCGGGCUGAGGCAGAUGGAAUAGAACGGGCUGAAGAGGGUCUCGGGGACAGGAGAUGA
Cyphellophora attinorum is the source of this 1980-nucleotide messenger RNA. RefSeq lists its product as uncharacterized. The record is from RefSeq and is a predicted model, not a curated record. NCBI's taxonomy places the organism in Eukaryota, Fungi, Ascomycota, Eurotiomycetes, Chaetothyriales, Cyphellophoraceae. The transcript is spliced from 2 exons. The coding region runs from base 1 to 1980 and encodes 659 amino acids.